Messenger RNA from Aspergillus clavatus NRRL 1, 489 nucleotides. Its product is annotated as putative nuclear transport factor 2 domain protein. Bases 1 to 489 code for a protein of 162 amino acids. NCBI's taxonomy places the organism in Eukaryota, Fungi, Ascomycota, Eurotiomycetes, Eurotiales, Aspergillaceae. The record is from RefSeq and is a predicted model, not a curated record. Gene Ontology annotation, biological process: protein import into nucleus. The transcript is spliced from 2 exons. Gene Ontology annotation, cellular component: nuclear pore central transport channel.
AUGACUUCUCGAGGUGAUGAUGUGCUCACGAGAGUCUCGACAGAAGCUGCGACCGAAUUUGUGCAGUCCUUCUACCCCGCGCUCGAGUCCAAUCGUGCAGCCAUCGCAUCAUUCUAUAGCCAACCUACCUCUACGAUUCUGUUCAAUGGCAACGUUGUCGCCGAUGGCAACGCUGUUCAAGAGAUCUUUGUUAACCAGAUGCCCCCUGCGCAUUUCGAAGUCCAGUCGUUCGACUGCCAGAUUAUCAACCCGGCAUAUCCCACUCCUACGACAACUGGCGUGAAGCUCCCCAAUCAGACAACUGUUAAGGACAUGUCGAUCCUGGUGGUAGUAAGUGGCUACGUACGGUUCGGGGAAUCCAGAGACCUCCCGCAGCGUGGCUUCAGCGAAACGUUUGUUUUGGUACCAAACGCUACAGCGGAUGCUCCUAAGGGCAAGCGCCGGAGAGAGUGGCUCAUUCAGACUCAAAACUUUCGACUUGUCGUUUAA